This is a messenger RNA of Ilex paraguariensis (yerba mate), 442 nucleotides long. Lineage: Eukaryota; Viridiplantae; Streptophyta; Magnoliopsida; Aquifoliales; Aquifoliaceae. The record is from the annotation of a GenBank genome assembly.
AUAAAAUGAAGCAUCAGCUCCACAAAUCGGUUUUACCCUCCCUCAGCCGCAGCGUCUCCGGUUGCUCCUCCAGAAACCCUAGCUCUCAAUCCUGCAUCGAAAAUGGUGAAGGGUCGCCAAGGCGAGCGUAUCAGACUUUACGUCAGAGGAACAAUUCUCGGUUACAAGAGAUCAAAGUCGAACCAGUAUCCAAACACGUCUUUGAUUCAGAUCGAAGGCGUGAAUACGAAGGAGGAGGUGACAUGGUACCAGGGGAAGCGCAUGGCUUACAUCUACAAGGCCAAGGUUAAGAAGGACGGCUCGCACUAUCGCUGUAUAUGGGGAAAGGUCAUUAGGCCUCACGGUAACAGUGGGGUGGUGAGAGCUAAGUUCAAGUCCAAUCUGCCCCCUAAAUCCAUGGGAGCUAGGGUUAGGGUUUUCUUGUACCCAAGCAACAUCUGAG